Notechis scutatus (mainland tiger snake) is the source of this 680-nucleotide messenger RNA. NCBI's taxonomy places the organism in Eukaryota, Metazoa, Chordata, Lepidosauria, Squamata, Elapidae. The record is from RefSeq and is a predicted model, not a curated record.
AUGACUCCGACGAGUCCGCCAAUGACCACCGCUUCUGCUUCGUCAAGUAGUGUGACAUCUAUAACUCCCACAAGCAGUCCCAGCCUUCUUUCUACCCCCGAGCAAACGUCCCCCUCUGGCCCAGAGACCACAAAGCACUCCAGCUCUUCCCGAGAGAGCUCCUCAAUUAGUAGUAGUACUACAAAAACGACUACUCAGCUUCCAACGACCAAGGAAUACUUAACUACUUCUGCACAAACCUCCACGUUGGAAACCACUACAACUCCAACAGCCACUUCUCCCCCAGAGACCACAAUCACCUCCAGCUCUAUAAAGACUACUACCUCUUCAGAAAUCACUACUCCACAUCCUAUCACCACAAAACACUUAACUAUUUCUCCAGAGGCCACCACACCUGUAUCCGUCACGUCAGAAGCAGCCAGCUCUCCAAUGAGUUCAGUGCCUUCUACGGCAUCAGCAAAGGCCAAAGUAACUUUUUCCAUUUCGAAAACCACAACACCAACUCCAGAGGGCACAGUGUCCUCUGCAGGUUUUUCAGGGACUAGCAUGACUCUGACGAGUCCGCCAAUGACCACCGCUUCUGCUUCGUCAAGUAGUGUGACAUCUAUAACUCCAACAAGCAGUUCCAGCCUUUUUUCUACCACCGAGCAAAUGUCCACCUCUGGCCCAGGAACCACAAU